AUGAUAUGUCUGGAACAGUUGGGCUCAUCAUAUCAUAAACUUGAAGUAUGUGGUCAUGUUUUUCAUAAAGUCUGUAUUGAUCAGUGGUUUCAAUCUAAUGGAAAACAAUCUUGUCCAAGUUGUGGAUAUGUCUAUGGUAUAAGUAAAGGUCCUCAACCACCUAAUGGUCGCAUGAUAGUUAAAUACAUAAACAAACCAUUACCUGGAUUUGAAAAUGAAAAUUAUGGAUCUGAUCAACCAACUAUUGAAAUAGUUUAUACAUUUAAAGCUGGUCUUCAAGGUCCUCUUAAUCCAAAUCCUGGUAAACCCUACUCUGGAACAACACGUAACGCUUAUUUACCAAAUAAUGAAGAAGGAAAAGAAGUAUUGCGUUUAUUACGAAAAGCAUUUGACGAUCAACAUAUAUUUACUAUUGGAAGAUCAACAACCAGUGGUCAAGAUAACGUUAUUACAUGGAAUGAUAUUCAUCAUAAAACAAGUAUUCACGGUGGACCUGAACGUUUUGCUUAUCCAGAUCCGACCUAUUUAUUUCGGGUUCGACAAGAACUUGCUGACAAAGGAUAUAAAUAA
Messenger RNA from Rotaria sp. Silwood1, 570 nucleotides. The record is from the annotation of a GenBank genome assembly. NCBI's taxonomy places the organism in Eukaryota, Metazoa, Rotifera, Eurotatoria, Philodinida, Philodinidae.